Molecule: messenger RNA, 354 nt
Organism: Ilex paraguariensis (yerba mate)
Lineage: Eukaryota; Viridiplantae; Streptophyta; Magnoliopsida; Aquifoliales; Aquifoliaceae
Source: the annotation of a GenBank genome assembly
AUGGAAGAAUUGAGGAAAAGUUUGAGCUCAGAUUCUUUGACCACCACUCUUUGUAACUCGGUCCAAGCACUGGGUAGAGGUUUUGAUGUCACUUCUGAUAUAAGACUUUUGUACUGCAAGGGUGCUCCUGGGUCUCGUUUGGUUCAUCUUGAUGAAGAAAAUACUAAGGAUCUUGUAAUCUCUGAUGGGGUUUUUGUUCCUAAGGUGUCUGUUGAUAUUGAGUGCACUAGAGAGAAGAGGACCACUGAGAUUACUCCUGUCUGGAGCUUCCAUGAGAUCGUUCUAGGGGUGUGUUAUAGUUACUGGGACUUGUGGGAAUUUCUUGAUUGGUGGUGUGUUUGGAAGAUGACAUAA